Peronospora matthiolae is the source of this 1143-nucleotide messenger RNA. The record is from the annotation of a GenBank genome assembly. NCBI's taxonomy places the organism in Eukaryota, Oomycota, Peronosporomycetes, Peronosporales, Peronosporaceae.
AUGGAUGGCGACUUCGACUGUCUCGAGUUGGUGAAGGCGAUCUACGGUCUCAAGCAAGCUUCACGUGUGUGGAACGAGACUUUCGACGAGUUCGUAUGCUUUAUCGGUUUCGAAGUGUCGGCGUUUGACCCAUGUCUCUACAUCAAGGUUGUCGACGGUCACUGUGUGCUCGUGCUGGUCUACGUGGAUGACGUGUUGGUCACCGGCAGCUCGCUCGAGUUGAUUGCGCAGACGAAGGCCGACCUCAAGACGCGUUUCGAGAUGACCGACAGUGGCAAGUGUACUUUUGUACUGGCCAUCGAACUGGUGGACGAAUCGGAUGGCAGCGUGACGAUGUGCCAGCGACGGUAUGUCAACGACAUCCUCAAGCGCUUCGGCAUGGAUGAGUGCAAGGCCACAGCAAGUCCGGUCGACUUGAGCACUCGGCUUGUCGCAAGCAGCGAAGCGGCCAAGAUCGACGUUCCGUUUCGUGAAGCUGUGGGAGCUUUGAUGCACUUGACGACUGCGACGCGCCCGGACAUUGCGUAUGCUGUGGGGUACGUCUCGCGCUUCAUGGAGAAUCCGCAGCAACAACAUUGGACGGCGGUGAAGCGCAUCUUUCGUUACUUGCAAGGGACCAAGUCGCACGGACUCCGCUUCCAGCCAAGCGACAAGAUCGACUUUCGUGGCUACUCGGACGCGGACUGGGCCGGCGACCACGCUGAUCGCAAGUCGACUUCGGGUUACACUUUCAUGCUGAUGGGUGCUCCUGUGAGUUGGGGAAGCAAGAAGCAGUCAAGUGUGUCGCUGUCGACGAGUGAAGCGGAAUACAUCGCACUGAGUCUGGCCAUCCAGGAAGGCAAGUGGGUGCAUCGCCUGCUAUGCGAGAUUUUGGCGGCCGCAAACGAACCAGGACCGGACCUCGUCAUCCGUGAAGACAACCAGUCGUGCAUCAAGAUGACGAAGAAUCCGGUGAAUCAUGGCCGCGCCAAGCACAUCGACAUCAAGUACCAUCACAUCCGUGAUGAGGUCAAGCGCGGUGAAGUGCAGCUCGAGUAUUGCGAGACUUCCGUGAUGAUGGCGGACAUCAUGACCAAGGGACUUUCGGGACCUCGCCACAAGGACUUGACGACGGCUCUCGGCAUUCGUGCGAGUUCGGAUUGA